This is a messenger RNA of Lates calcarifer (barramundi perch), 2559 nucleotides long. Its product is annotated as SERTA domain-containing protein 2. Gene Ontology annotation, molecular function: transcription regulator activity. NCBI's taxonomy places the organism in Eukaryota, Metazoa, Chordata, Actinopteri, Centropomidae. The transcript has 2 exons. Bases 200 to 1489 code for a protein of 429 amino acids. Gene Ontology annotation, cellular component: nucleus. The record is from RefSeq and is a predicted model, not a curated record.
CAUGACUUCGCAUUGGCCGCGAUCUGUGACAUUGGAGACGCUGGACUGAGCCUGAGGUUCAUCAGCUUUUUGGUCAAAUAGAAAUUAGACAUCAAUUGCGGAGUGAGCUUUCUACCAACACAUAAUCUCGGAGAGCUAUUUCUUCAAAUCUAUUUUUCUACUUUAGCACCGUGCUGGACGGAUCUGCCAUAGAGGAUAUAUGUUUGGUAAAGGUGCGAAGCGGAAGCUGGACGAGGAUGAAGAGGGGCUGGAAGGCAAAACGCUGGAGGCGUCGGUGGCGGGAGGGGGACUAGGCUUUGGUCCAGAGGGCCUGUCGAAGGUGUCAUACACCCUGCAGCGCCAGACCAUCUUCAACAUCUCCCUGAUGAAGUUGUACAGCCAGCGGCCGCUUGGUGAGCCCAGCCUAGAGCGCCGUGUCCUUAUCAACAACAUGCUGCGACGCAUCCAGGAUGAACUCAAGCAGGAAGGCUCCCUGCGGCCACUGCUCCUGCCGCCGUCGCCACCACCCGACGACCCCAUGGAUGAGGGCUUCCGUGAGGCGCCGCCCUCCUUUGGUGUUUUGUCAGCGGCAGCAACAGCACAGGUAUCCCAGCCUUCUACGCUGUUGAUGCCGGUGAUCGCUCCACCGCCUUCACCCCACCCAAUGGUGCCUCCCAACUGCCAGGCAAACCAGGCCUGUCCCGGCCGUGUGGAGGCCUGCCCCGCCCCACUGGAAGCCUGCCUCACUCCAGCCUCUUUACUGGAGGAGGACGGUGGAGAUUCAACCUUUUGUGUUCCAUCCCCACCCACUCCUCCUCUGUCGCCUCCCCCAGUGCAGUCUCCCCCGUUACCUUCGGCACUUCUGAGCCAGGUGUCCCCCAGGGUCCCUGCGUCUGCCUCGUCCAGUGACGGUUUCCCCUCCACUCUGAGUGACAUGGAGUUGGGUCCUCCCACAGCCAUAACAAGGACAGCAGCAGCUAAUACUACGACCGUGACUACCUCCCCAGCUCCCACGCCACUCACCCGGCCCUCCCAAUUAGCACCCCUCUCCCCAACACCCGCAGGCCCACCCAGAGACUGCAGGACCAUGGGUGCUAAACCAGAGGCACCUGGUGUCUUACUAGCAGAAGCUCGCUGUGGCGAGCUCCGGCCGAUGGACCCUCUGCCCACACUGCCCCCUGGUAGCUUAGUAGACUCCUCUUGUCCUUCCUCCCCUCCUUCCUCUGCCUCACCCUCGGGGUUUCUCUCAGACUUGGCGCUGGACGAUGUCCUGUUCGCCGACAUCGACACGUCCAUGUAUGACUUUGACCCCUGUAUGACAACGGGGACUGUGGGCGUGACGGCAGGUGGCAGCCUCACCAAACUGUCACCGGUGGUGACGACAGAUGACCUCCUCAAAUCACUGGCGUCGCCAUACAGCAGCUCCGCCCCCCAGGUUUCAGCCAAUCAGCCUUUCAAAAUUGAUCUGACAGAACUGGACCACAUCAUGGAGGUGUUGGUGGGUUCGUGACUCGCAGAUACCACCACCUCAGAAACACACACAGUUUAAUCUGGAGAACAGACUGGAAUGAAAAUUUGGGAUCGCUUUGGGGGUUUUCUUGGUUGUUGUUUUUAUGUUUUUUUUUUGUUUUUUUUUUACUUACUUCAAAGGUCGGUAAUUGUAAACAUCAAUGGUGAUGUCAAUUAGUACUACUAUGACAACUACUACUACUACACAACACUGUGCAUGCACUGUGCUCGCCUUUCCAAAUAUGGAAAUGAAGUAACUGGGAAACAAAGACAGAAAUGAGUUUGUAUUUCUAUACUUGUGAGGACCUCCAUUGACUCCAUUCAUUCCCUAACCCUAAUUUAAACCUAAUCCUAGUUCUAAUCUUUAACCUGAACCUAAGCCUUAACCCCGAGGAGUAACUGUAAAUAGAAAAAAAAGGAGGACCGGCAAAUUGUCCUCAUUCUGGAGGAUUUUGCGAUCAUUAUAUCCUUGUGAGGACUUCUACCUCUCACAGGUAAAGAAAUACAAUUGAACACAGAUAAAUAUAACAUUACAUAACAUGCAUACACACACACACACCACACACACACACUGAAUUCAUGGCUUUUAGCAGAUGAGUGCCUUUCAAAAUGACCACUUAUUCAAUUCCUGUUUUUUACAGUAUAUAUAUAUUUUUUUUUACUAGUUCUUUUCACUUUAACAGCCUAGAGAGGUCACUCCUCAGUGUUUUUUUUAAUUUAUUGUAUUGUAUUAAAACUAUAAUUAAAAAAGGUAAUUUGUUAAGAUCAAAUAAUAAUUAUUUAAUCUUAUUACAGAUGCUAUGUUUUAUUUGUUAAGCAAGCAUAAAAAGGUUUUACGAGAAAUGCAUUGUUUUACCAGUGUGCUACAUUACAUAUUAGCUUGGCUAUAUAAUUAUGCUUUGGGAAUAGCUCCAAAACACAUCACCUAGUUGUUUGUUUAACUCUUUAGCUAGUAGGAAAUGUCUGUUCUUGUACACAUCAUGUCUAUGAAUUCAGUUCAGGACUUUUUUUUUUUUUUUUUUUUUGCUUUCUUUCCUUAUUGGCAGGCACAUAUAACUGUGCUGGAUGCUA